Solanum dulcamara is the source of this 1475-nucleotide messenger RNA. RefSeq names its product CBS domain-containing protein CBSX5-like. The record is from RefSeq and is a predicted model, not a curated record. The coding region runs from base 138 to 1346 and encodes 402 amino acids. The transcript has 2 exons. Lineage: Eukaryota; Viridiplantae; Streptophyta; Magnoliopsida; Solanales; Solanaceae.
ACGGCCACCGGCUUUUCCUUCCCACACGGCGUUUUCCGGCAACUCAAAAUUCUCCAUUUUUGCCUCGACGUCUACGCCUAUGCCUAUUUCCCUUCGUAUUUAUUAAUAUAUUAUCUAUCUCUGUGAUUCUCAUUUGCAUGGCAGUACGUUUUUUGAAUCGGGAGGUAUCAGAUUUAUGCCUUGGUAAGCCGGCGUUAAGGUCAAUUCCGUCCAACUCCACCGUUGCGGAGGCGUUAUCGUUGUUGAAGAGAUCCGGCGAGACUCAUGUAAGCGUGUGGAAUUGCGACCAUAAGGUUCUGGAGGAAGAAGCCGAUAUUGAUGAUGAUGAUGAAUGUUGUUGCGUUGGGAAGAUCUCUAUGGUGGAUGUGAUUUGCUUUCUCUGUAAACAAGAGAAUUUGAUUGAUUCUUCUAAGGCGUUUGACGUUCCGAUUUCGAAGAUUUUGCCUAAAGGAGAUUCAAUUGUCAGGCAUUUGGAGCCAAAUUCAAGCUUGCUGGAAGCAAUAGAUUACAUGAUUGAAGGUACCCAGAAUGCAGUUAUACCAAUACACAACUACGCAAGCACGAAUUCAAGGAGAAAACCUUUAAGGAAAUCACUCUCUCCGAGAUCCACACAUCAUAAUGGAGUUGAAUAUUGUUGGCUAACACAAGAAGAUGUUGCACGGUUCCUUCUGAAUUCAAUUGGAGUGUUCUCUCCUAUGCCCACAUUUUCAAUUGAAUCCCUCAACAUCAUAGAUCGCAACGUCAUGACUGUCGGCUACCAUGAUCCUGCAAUAUCUGCUUUGGAUUCCAUUACUCUAGCAAAUAUUGAACAAACCGCAUUGGCAGUUGUGGAUAAUGACAAUAGACUAGUUGGGGAAAUCUCUGCUUCCACUCUUGCCUACUGUGAUGAAGAUGUUGCAGCAGCAAUCAUGACCCUUUCAGCUGGUGAUCUCAUGUCAUACAUUGACUAUGGUGGUCCUCCACAGGACUUGGUGGGAUUGGUGAAAAUGAGGUUGGAAGAGAAAAAACUUGGCCUUAUGACGAAACUGAUGGAUGAAGAAUUUUCAGUGUCGUCUUCAUCAUCUUCAGCUAGCAGUUGUUCUUCUGAUGAUGAGUCAGGGUCGAGCAGAAUUGGGUUAGGACGAUAUUCUUCAGCAAGAAGGUCAGAGGUAAUCACAUGUUAUCCCGGUAGUUCAUUGGUGGCUGUGCUGAUUCAAGCACUUGCACACCGUGCAAGUUCUGUUUGGGUCAUCGAUGAGGAUCACAAUUUGGUUGGAGCAGUAACAUUUAAAGGAAUUUUGCAAGUUUUUCGGAGUAUUGCAAAUGCAAAGCGUAAAUCUACAACAGAGAAUGUAUCAACUCAAUAAUAAGACCAGCUUGUAUCCAUCCAUAUAUAAUUAGAUUAUAUUGCAGACUAUAUGUUAUGAAUUUUACAUGCUUGAACAAAAGACCUUUUUGAUGGCGAUUUAUAAAAAAACCUUGUGUUUGGAUUUUUU